Messenger RNA from Aspergillus clavatus NRRL 1, 459 nucleotides. RefSeq lists its product as uncharacterized. The coding region runs from base 1 to 459 and encodes 152 amino acids. Gene Ontology annotation, biological process: transmembrane transport; carbohydrate transport. NCBI's taxonomy places the organism in Eukaryota, Fungi, Ascomycota, Eurotiomycetes, Eurotiales, Aspergillaceae. The transcript has 2 exons. The record is from RefSeq and is a predicted model, not a curated record. Gene Ontology annotation, cellular component: membrane. Gene Ontology annotation, molecular function: carbohydrate:proton symporter activity.
AUGGACGGAGAUUGGAGCUGGCGAGUCCCACUCAUUCUGAAAGCCCUUUUUCCCGCAAUCGUCUGUGUCACCAUCUACCUGUUGACCCCUGAGUCGCCCCGUUACUACGUCAUGCGCGGGAAGAGGGACACUGCCAAACAAAUGGUCGCCAAAUACCACACGAUCAGUGGCAAGAUCAAUGAGCCCAUUGUUGAGAUUGUCGUCUCACAGAUUGAGGCGUCUCUUGAGAAUAACCGGACGAAUUUCAAUCAGUCCUGGGACUUAUUGACCGCCAUCGGAGCACUCAUCGUCGACAAAUUCCGGAGACGCAGGCUGAUCCUCACGGGUCCCGCCAGCAUGAUUAUAUUCCAAUUUGCGACGACCAUCACCUCCUGGCAAUAUAAGGUAACGGAGAGUCGCGCAGCCGCUGCGCUCACUAUCCUGUGGAUUUAUCUCUACCAGACCUCCUCGCCACCCUGA